This is a messenger RNA of Clunio marinus, 192 nucleotides long. Lineage: Eukaryota; Metazoa; Arthropoda; Insecta; Diptera; Chironomidae. The record is from the annotation of a GenBank genome assembly.
AUGUAUCGUCAAGGCAUGAAAGGAGACAGCAUAAAAAGAAGUGUCAGCGUAGAAAAUGGUAUUUGGAUGAAUAGAAAUUUUGUUGGGCUCGGGAUGAAAAAAUUGCUCGUAAAAAAUAGCAUGAAAUCAAUUGCCAUUUGUCGUAAUCCCCAAGUCCCACAUCACAUGCAGAUAAAACGACAAAAUGAAUAG